Molecule: messenger RNA, 918 nt
Organism: Colletotrichum acutatum
Lineage: Eukaryota; Fungi; Ascomycota; Sordariomycetes; Glomerellales; Glomerellaceae
Exons: 2
Coding region: 1-918 (305 amino acids)
Cellular component (GO): fungal-type vacuole membrane
Source: RefSeq, a predicted model, not a curated record
AUGCCCGUUCGGUCCUAUCAUUCGAUUCCUCAGCUGGAACAGAAGAUUGAGAAAGCUCAGGACGAGACGCAUGAUGCGCAUGGGUCUGACGAUGAAAUUGACGACAUCAGGCAAUUGCGCAAAGUACGCAUUGCCCGAGCUGGUCGAAGGUUGUCAAAACUUGACCAAAUCGAAGAAGUCGCUGGCGACGCUGAGCAGCGUGAAGAGCGUGUCAAGGUGAACGAGGAGCGUCAGGAAGCCAGUGGAGUCUGGGGAGUUCUUCAUGGCGUUCCUGCCCACCAGCAGAUCCAGAGUCCAUGGUUCAUCCUCAUCCUGCUUUUGACUAUUGUUCAGAUGUUGAGGAUGAACUACUUCAUCGCAACUAUUCAUGCGCAAUACCGUUACAUGCUGGGCGCCGAGGCCGCCGCCAACAACAUCAACCGUUUCUUCGACAUUGCCUUGCCUGUCGGUGGACUUCUGUCUACCCCCCUUAUUGGUGUCCUCCUCAAUAAUCUGAGCGUCUCGUCAAUCUUUGGCGCGCUGACUGCCCUGAUUGUCGCCAUUGGCGUGCUCAAUUUCUUGCUGUUUUCGGGCACAUAUUCUCGUGUGCUAAUCGGUCUUCAAUGGGACUACGCAACAAAAGUCUUUGGUUUCGCCACCUUCGGUCGUAUCUACGGUACUAUCGUGUGCGUCUCAGGCCUGGUAAACUUCGCGCAAUCUGGCCUGGAUGCUCUUACUCACGGUCCAUUGCACGGAGAUCCUGCACCUGUAAACAUUACACUCGGCGCAUCAGGCACCAUAAUUGGAAUUGUUCUCACAGCAUUUGUCGCCAUCAAAGGUCGUACUUUCGUUACAGAAGAGAAGCCUGAGUUGGAUGCCUUAGAAGAGAGACAGAGACUACUGUCAUCGGCAGGUCAGGACUAUGGCAGUCGCGCAUGA